UUCCACCACAAUAGAGCCCGUCAGGAAACCACAGGCAGCCACAUUGCUCUCUUGAGUCACGGAGAGGACUUUCAGACACGCUCUCACACUCACCAGCCUCUCUUCUGCUUGCACACACACUUCCCGGCCCGGCAGCUCGCUCAGCCAGCACACUCCAGGAUGACAUUGGACUGAAACACAGCGAAGCGCCGUCGUCAGUUUGUCAAACCAUAAGUUGCAACCAUGCCCAUUCUGAAGAAGCUCCCGGGACGCUCCAAGAGCUGUCACGAGUUCCCCCGAGUCAACGGAGAGCUGAUCCUGCCCCGCCUGGACCUGGACCUCCGGGACUUGAACGACCUGAACGACCUGAACGAGCUGAAGGACAUAAACCGGAGCCUGAACCCCUUCGAGGACGUGGACCUGGACGAGGACGAGCGGAACGGGGGCCUGAUCAUGGGGGAGGUCAGGGGGAACCUCCAGCUCCGGUCCUCCCGAGACGGCGAGGAGGAGGAGAACGAGGUGAACGCGGAGCGGCACGGCGCGGGGAACCCCAAGGGGAGGCCGCUCCGGGGAACCCUGGAGCGCAUCUGCGGAGUGUCGCCGCUCAAGACUCUGGGCAAGCUGGGCAAAGGGCUCCGCAUCUCGGGACGCAACGUGUGGGGGGGCAGCGCUCCCCACUACAGCCCCGGGGACUCGAACACGCUGCCUGCGGACCGGGGGGAGAAGCGGAAAGGACUGCGCAGGAGUUCGGAGGGAAUUAUGACCCUGCUCCGCUUCACAGGUCGGCGUAGAGAGGAGCGGCGGGAGAGUCUGCCCUGCGGAGACCUGAGCGCCGUCAGCGAGGCGGAGGCCUCCAGGCGGCCCUCCUUCCUCAGGAUCAGUCUGGGCAAGCUGAAGAGGGAAUCCAUGUCGGACAAGGCUUCCCAGGAGACCGAGGAGGAGAGCGAGGACGAGGAGCCUGUGGUCAAAAAGAGGGAGCCCCUCUCAGUUCUGGAGAUCCUCCAGCUGGUCAACCACAGGGACCUGCUCCUGGCCGACACACACAUCCAGGAGCUGGAGCGCGAGUGUGAGCUGCUGGCUCUGCUGCCAGCCACCUCCACCGCCAGCCUCACCCCUCCCCUGUGCCCCAGCACCCCUCCGGGCAUGUUCCCUCUGUCCUCCGUGUCGCUGGAUGAGGCGCUCAGCUCCAGCGCCACGCUGGACUCCAGCCGCAGGAAGGCGAAGGACGUGGAGCUCCUGUAUGAAGCGCUGCAGAAGGAAAUGUGGGACGUGGUGCGCGAGUCCCUCCGUCAGCCCAGCGCCGGCCCCAACCUGGGCCUGGUGGUGCUGGUGAUUCAGCAGGAGGAGCACGCCGACGCCGCCUGGGCUCUGAGGGAGGAGACCAAACCCGAGCGAGAGGCGCCGCUGGUGCAGCCCAGCCAGCGUCCGCGGCGGCUGAAGGUCAAAUGGAGGCAGGCGGUGGCGGAGGCCGCCGACUGGAGCCUCCCACAUCAGAUGGACACCCAGGCCGGCCAGCUGGCGUCGUACCUGGAGCGCCUGAGGAGCCGCAUGGUGGACGACCUGGACGCGGCCCGGAGGAACGCCGUGUCCAUUUACCCGGAGGAGUUCUCCGCCUUCCAGGUGUAUGUGGAGAGCUACCAUCGAGCCGUGGCCCAGCGUCUCCGGACCAUCACCUGCGGCCCGCUGCAGAUCACCGACGUCUACUCUCUGCUCGACUGGUUCUACAACAUCUACAACAGGGACGUUCUGGGAGCCAUUGGCACAACUACACCCAUCAACUACUCCUCCCUGGAACCGAUUGUCCCUCAAGAAACCGUGGAUCGACUGGAGCAAGACUGCAUCAGUAUCGUCAGGGACAAAGUAACAACAGAACUGAUUCAAGUCCUGGAUGAAGAGGAGAGGCGAUGGGCGCAGUCUCUGCACAUAGAAGAGUAUCAGUCACACCUGGCUCGCUCAGUCAUCCAGAGGCUGAAGGUGGACUUGGACAGAUCCACAUCGGUGAAUCAGUUUCUAGGAGCAAGAGUCGCUCGCUGUAGUCUCAUCGGAUUGGCUGACUUUCUGUACAGUUUCCAGAGGAAGGUGGAGAUGUUUCAUGACACUCAAGCAGAGUUUGGAGAUCGAGGGGACGGAUAUGUUUCCAGGACCAUAUCUCUGGUCAACUGCUGCCCCUCUCUCAGGUCCUUUGUGGAGCGCUGCAGGCAGUGUGACCCACAGGGCAGCGAGGAGUCGGCACAGAGAGCCAACUCCUCUCUGGACAGGAUCAUCAACCAGUCCGUCAGGGUCCUGACCGACAGGCUGUUCGAGCACAUCAGGCCUUUCUUUGACAAACUGAUGAAGAGGAAAUGGCUGAACAACACAGAGGCCUUCGAGGCCAUCGAAGCCCUCAUCAAGCAGCACUUCAAGAAGUUCCGGAGGAUGGACUCUCCACCCUACCAGACGCUGGUGGGCGAGGUGCACCGGCGGGUCCUGGUGGAGUACGUCCGGGCCAUCAUGCGGGGACGGGUCAUCUGCACCUCCUCUAAGAUGAGGAAGAGGAUGGCUUUCCGUCUGCAGGAUGAGGCCAAGCAGCUCAAAGGACUCUUCAAGGAUCUGGAAUCCACCUCGUCCUGGUUGGACAGCAUCGUCUGCCACCUGGCAGACAUCAUCCUCCUGGAGGACACGCCCUCCAUCCAGAUGGAGGUGGCCGUCCUGGUCAAGGAGUUUCCAGAUAUACGGAAGAAGCACGUCUCCACCCUGCUGAACGUCCGCGGCAUGAUGAGGCAGACGGAGCGCCAGGAGAUCCUCAACGUGGUCAAAGACUUCGAGUGCAGCAGCGCCCUCAUGUGCCGGGACCACGCCCUCUUCGCCGACAUCCCCAUCACCUCGGAGGUGCACUGCAUCAGCCUGGGCUUCCUGCGCCUCGCCAUGACCGUCUCCAACUGGUUCUCGGAGCACCGGCCGAGGCGGCGCUGCCGGACGGGCGGCAGGAAGGAGGCGGCGCCGCCGCACGCCGAGGCGGCCGAGGACGCCGCCAAGCUCCACCGGGAAGACUAGCCGGCGGACGUAAUGACAUGUACGCGCACCUUGACCGAAAACAAACUGAUUGUACCAGAAAUUACCAACCGCGUAGAGAAACUUGACCUCAGGUACUGCUCGUACUGUACAUGCUCACCCGUUCACCAACACACACAUCUUUAGAGGAAAUGUGAAACCGACUGUAUUGUAACCACACACUUUGUUUUGUCGUAUUUGAAACCGUCUAUGCAGGUAAACGAGUCUUAUGAAAUAUCAGCGAAAUGUAAUUUGUUCAUCACCUUUUAGCCUUUUAUUCCUCCACAUUAUCGCAGAUGCAAAGCAGGACGACACACAGUGUCUGUUGUCCCACAUAUAUUUGCCAUAUCCUGCAGUAUAUAGAGCGUGCACGUGUGCAGCGAGGUUACAGGAAGUUCAGAGGCUUGGAGGCUCAGAGGAGUCGUCAGAACGCUCAAAAAAAUUUCACUGGAAAAGAAGAACUGAGGAGACGGGAGACAGUGAAGGACUGAAUCCACAGGAAGGCUGUGGCUGGAGCAAGUCGGCUGAGGGGAGCGCUGCGGCGGCGUGUGUGCUCUUUCCUCUCCUGACAGCACUUUGUAUGAAGAGAUCAGCAGAAGAUGUAAAGAAACUGGCAUCCUCUCUCCAGGAAAUCUAACUUCACAUUUAGAGAGAGAGGGAUGCUGGGAGAAGCGGAGCUCUGCAGGAGAGCUGGGAGUGUCUGCAGAGGGAAACGUGUUGAACUCUCACUGUGAAUUAAAUGGAUCUGUUGCUGGAAACGUAAUAAAAACCCAUUGAUUGGGCAGA
Molecule: messenger RNA, 3795 nt
Organism: Salarias fasciatus (jewelled blenny)
Lineage: Eukaryota; Metazoa; Chordata; Actinopteri; Blenniiformes; Blenniidae
Gene: exoc3l2a
Product: exocyst complex component 3-like 2a
Exons: 13
Coding region: 223-3012 (929 amino acids)
Biological process (GO): exocytosis; exocyst localization
Cellular component (GO): exocyst
Molecular function (GO): SNARE binding
Source: RefSeq, a predicted model, not a curated record